AUGGUACUGCGGAGCGACGGAAGAUGCUUUAAUUGGCAAUGUGAGGCAGACGACUUGUCCGGCUACUUCUACGAUGAUCUCACAACCUAUAUCGAUAGAGAUACCUGUCUUGGGCCAUGCUUGGAACAAUGUUUCGAAAGGAAAAUUACUGCAGGGCAGCUUGAAGCCAUGGCAUGGUUGUUAGGGUUCUGGAUUGGUGAUGGUUGCAGAGAAGGAGCAAGAUUCGCUUUGCACUCUGAAGACCAUGAUGUGAACACCAGACUUGAGAAGAAUGCAGACGUUUGGGGUAUGACUCUCAGAAUCGAGCGUCAGAAGGAGGGCUUGGGGGAAGUAGGAUUCCUUCACACCUAUAAUGGCGCGGUACGUUAUUGGAACGUAAACAACCCGCUUGUGAAGGUUCUGGAAGGAUUAAAAUUCUACGAAAAUGGACAACGAAAUGGUCUGAAGAGCGUUCCACUAUUCAUGCAAACAGAGCAAAUAGUGGUGCGUGAAGCCUUUCUCGCAGGAUUGAUUGAUUCGGACGGCCAUUGCCGUAUCCGUUACGGAUGUAUUUCUGUGCAAAUUGCAACUGUCUACCGGCCUAUUAGAGACGGGAUAACCUUCAUAGGUCGUUCUCUUGGUUUGACUGUCUCCACCCAUUUCUGUGGCGCUCACUUUUAUGAACGUCAUGGACAAAAUAGGAGUGAUACAUGGUAUUUCCACUUAUAUGGUAGGACAAAUGAUGAAACACUCUGGUCGAUACUGAACAGAUGCUCUUGUGAAAGGAAGCGAAACCCGCAAAUCCAGCACUGCAGGGACAGAGAUUUUGAAGAAUUUGACUCCGAUUACCAAGCGGAGGAAAAUGAAAAUGAUCCUGAGGACAAUGACGAUUUAUCAGGUAUAAGGGAGAGCUUUGAAGAUGAUCUUGAAGAUGAUCCGGAAGAACAACAAGAUGGCACACUCAAUUUUGGCAAGUUCAGGUUUGAAAUUAUCCCAGGUCGUAAAGAUGCUGUCAUAGGACUGGUACUGUCGGGUACCUCUAACCGAACUUUUGUCACGGAUGAUCAGAUUGUAUGUGCAGCUGCCGAAUUGGUUACGGAAAGACUUGAAUUGAGUACGGAAAGACUUGAAUCAAGACCGUAUUUCAGAAGGAGGUGCCUAUCAUGCCGUACAGAAACAGCAUCAAAGUGGUACAAGGUUCCCUGGUUGGGGGAUGUUCUAGACAGGUUAUGCAGGGCCUGUUGGGUUGCUUAUUCGCGCACUCACAUGCGUUGUAGCAACGAUCUUUGCAACUGGGUCUUCAGGAGAAGGGAAGUUGCUCCUCGCCGGUGUAAGCGAUGUAGGAGUAGUCCACUGCAGGGAUGA
Messenger RNA from Torulaspora globosa, 1344 nucleotides. RefSeq lists its product as uncharacterized. NCBI's taxonomy places the organism in Eukaryota, Fungi, Ascomycota, Saccharomycetes, Saccharomycetales, Saccharomycetaceae. The transcript has a single exon. The coding region runs from base 1 to 1344 and encodes 447 amino acids. Gene Ontology annotation, biological process: intein-mediated protein splicing. The record is from RefSeq and is a predicted model, not a curated record. Gene Ontology annotation, molecular function: DNA binding; endonuclease activity.